Molecule: messenger RNA, 1842 nt
Organism: Orycteropus afer afer
Lineage: Eukaryota; Metazoa; Chordata; Mammalia; Tubulidentata; Orycteropodidae
Source: RefSeq, a predicted model, not a curated record
AUGUCCCGCAAGGCGAGUGAGAAUGUGGAGUACACGCUGCGGAGCUUGAGCAGCCUCAUGGGCGAGCGGCGCAGGAAGCAGCAGGAGCCGGACGCGGCACGGAGGCAAUUCCAGCAGGACGAGACCCCCGCCUUCGUUUACGUGGUGGCUGUCUUCUCUGCGCUAGGCGGCUUCCUGUUCGGCUAUGAUACCGGGGUGGUGUCAGGGGCCAUGCUGUUACUAAAGAGGCAGCUCAGCCUGGACGCACUGUGGCAGGAGCUGCUCGUGUCCAGCACGGUGGGGGCGGCUGCUGUCUCGGCGCUGGCCGGCGGGGUCCUUAACGGCGUCUUCGGCCGCCGUGCCGCCAUCCUCCUGGCCAGUGCCCUUUUCACCGCCGGCUCCGCGGUGCUGGCCGCGGCGAACAACAAGGAAACCUUGCUCGCCGGCCGCCUGGUCGUGGGACUCGGCAUCGGCAUUGCUUCUAUGACAGUGCCCGUGUACAUCGCUGAAGUCUCACCACCCAAUUUAAGAGGCAGAUUAGUUACCAUUAAUACCCUCUUCAUCACAGGAGGGCAGUUCUUUGCAAGUGUUGUUGAUGGAGCCUUCAGUUAUCUACAAAAGGAUGGAUGGAGGUACAUGUUGGGACUUGCAGCAAUUCCAGCAAUUAUACAGUUUUUUGGCUUUCUUUUUUUACCUGAAAGCCCUCGCUGGCUUAUUCAGAAAGGACAGACUCAGAAGGCCCGUAGAAUUUUAUCUCAGAUGCGUGGUAACCAGACAAUUGAUGAGGAAUAUGAUAGCAUCAAAAACAACAUUGAAGAAGAGGAAAAAGAGGUCGGUUCAGCUGGACCUGUGAUCUGCAGAAUGCUGAGUUAUCCCCCAACUCGUCGAGCUUUAAUUGUGGGUUGUGGCCUACAAAUGUUCCAACAGCUCUCAGGCAUUAACACCAUCAUGUACUACAGUGCAACUAUCCUGCAGAUGUCUGGUGUUGAAGAUGAUAGACUUGCAAUAUGGCUGGCUUCUGUUACAGCCUUCACAAAUUUCAUUUUCACACUUGUGGGAGUCUGGCUUGUUGAGAGAGUGGGCCGCAGAAUGCUUACUCUUGGUAGUUUAGCAGGUACUACCAUUGCGCUCAUUAUUCUUGCUUUGGGAUUUCUACUAUCAGCCCAGGUUUCCCCACUCAUCACUUUUAAACCAAUAGCUCCUUCAGGUCAAAACACCACUUGCACAAGAUACAGUUACUGUAAUGAAUGUAUGUUGGAUCCUAACUGCGGUUUCUGCUACAAGAUGAACAAAUCAACUGUCAUUGACUCCUCCUGUAUUCCGGUUAAUAAAGCAUCAACAAAUGCAGCAGCCUGGGGCAGGUGUGCAAAUGAAACCAAAUUCAAAACGGAAGAAGUAUUUUGGGCUUACAAUUUCUGUCCUACUCCGUACUCGUGGACCGCACUUCUGGGCCUUAUUUUAUAUCUUGUUUUCUUCGCACCUGGAAUGGGACCAAUGCCUUGGACUGUGAAUUCUGAAAUAUAUCCCCUUUGGGCAAGAAGUACAGGAAAUGCAUGUUCAUCUGGAAUAAACUGGAUUUUCAAUGUUCUAGUUUCACUGACAUUUUUGCACACAGCAGAGUAUCUUACAUACUAUGGAGCUUUCUUCCUCUAUGCUGGACUUGCUGCUAUUGGACUCCUUUUCAUCUAUGGCUGUCUUCCUGAGACCAAAGGAAAAAAAUUAGAGGAAAUUGAAUCACUCUUUGACAACAGGCUAUGUACAUGUGGCACUUCAGAUUCUGAUGAAGGGAGAUAUAUUGAAUAUAUUCGGGUAAAAGGAAGUAACUAUCAUCUUUCUGACAAUGAUGCUUCUGAUGUGGAAUAA